AUGAGCAGCAUCACCACCAGCCAAAAUGCCAGUUUUUGCAUACCAGUUGGGCUUACAAGUCUUCAGAAAGACCUAAUCGAGAUACUCAUCUCAACGCAUGCCAAAUCGCUAUUACAGUUGUGCAAUAAACAAGAUCCCAUAAAAACACUUGAGGAUGGUGAAAACGGUGCUAAAUUGACGCUGCCUGCAUUAUCGCCCGAACAAUUAACGUCACUGUUGUCCACAAAUAUUCGGGCUAUCGCAAAUCAUCCUUGUCUUUUGGUGGAACACUAUAUGCCUCGAAAAUUGUUACUGAUGGAACCUGGGGAUAGACUGAUAGAUACAAGUGAUAAAUUUCAAAAAAUGGCUGCACUUCUCGACUCACUGCGUUACAGAGACCGCAAAAGAUUUCCAAACGCCCUGCAAAUUGCAGUGAUAUCGCAUAGUGUGAAAGAGUUGGAUCUUAUCGAGGGUUACCUUUUGGGAAAGUCCGUUAAGCUCAAGCGGCUUUCUGGAACGAGUUUAUUCGACGAAAAGCAUCUUUAUGGAGAGCCUGAAACGGAUUCCAGCACACCAGUACGGUCCACAGGUAAUUCCAAAGAAGACUACGAUUAUGGAAAACGCAAGAGCAGAACCUCAAAAGGUGACUUUCGUGAUUGGCUGUUUGUGGCCACGUCUACGCACUUGGCUCGAGCUCCAGAUCUGUUAGAUGGCUAUAGUAUAGAUCUCGUCAUAGGGUUUGAUCCAUUGAUAGAUGAGAACCUCGAAUGUUUUGCAAGGAUGAGAAGCGCCGGCAAAAAAGUUCCUCUUGUGAAACUACUGGUGAAAGAUUCACCAGAUCAUUACUCUAUGGUUCAUCGUCAUGCGAAGAGCGUGGAUGAUCUUUUUAUGGACUCACUUCUACAUUUUGUGAAACAUAGACAGACGAUCACACAUGAUGAUGGGACUGGUUGGCUGCGCCAAUUUGCAGAGGAGCUUUUGAAAGAGACUGUUCCCGACCCAGCUUUAAUACCGACAUGCAGCCUCGCAAAUAAAUACUCCCAAAUGGACCUUCUGGAAUCGGUGACCAAAUUCCAGUCCCUUUCACCACUCUCUACGAUAGAUUUCAAACUUGAGCCCGUGAAUCAAGAUCUUGAUAUCAAGACAUAUCAGAGUGUUCUGAUGGAUCGCAUUGUUCAGAGGCUCACUGCUUGUGAUGCAGAAUAUUUCGCCCGCGAAAAAGAGAUACUCGACAAGAGAGUUCAAGAGACGAUACGUCAAAAUAAGCUGGACGAACUAAAAGUAGAUGCGGCUACUAUAUUCAAGCAAAGCAGGGAGGACGAAGGCCCCGCCCUCGAGUCAGCCAAAAAAUUAAGCAAAGCACAGGCAGACGAUUUGAAACUGCGAGAGCGCUUGAAAUUCCUUUCUGAGCAAAAGGCAUCUUUUGAAGGCAGAUUAGGUGACGACACAACACCGCUUUCGUCCCAAAUCAGCGCACUAUCCGCUGAUUUAGAAGUUUUGAAGGGAGAAAGAGAUACUGAAAAACAAGCUAACGUUCAAAGAUCUAUGGAAAACGACGAACUUCGAGCCCGUUACCAAUCUGAGUCAUCGAACGCUGCCAGUAAAUCUAUGGUUCUACAACAAUUGCGAGAACGUCGUGACGAACUCAAAGCCAGGCUUUCAGGACCAGCGGUCAGUCUGUUUUCCAGAAGCGCACUGGAACACGAAACAGCGCUGAAGGAGCAAUUAAUACAAAUAGUCCGGCAGUCUCAGUUCACCCAAGGUUAUGUUAAGAAAAUACAGAAACAAUACUUUCUCAACGGCUCUCAAAGCUCAACUAAAGGUGGCGGUACAUCCCGUUCGCGUCGUCAAAGGAACUGA
Lachancea lanzarotensis is the source of this 1839-nucleotide messenger RNA. It is a transcript of the gene HDA2, whose product is annotated as LALA0S09e01794g1_1. The transcript has a single exon. The record is from RefSeq and is a predicted model, not a curated record. Gene Ontology annotation, cellular component: HDA1 complex. The coding region runs from base 1 to 1839 and encodes 612 amino acids. Lineage: Eukaryota; Fungi; Ascomycota; Saccharomycetes; Saccharomycetales; Saccharomycetaceae.